Messenger RNA from Epinephelus moara (kelp grouper), 4030 nucleotides. It is a transcript of the gene rgs20, whose product is annotated as regulator of G protein signaling 20. The transcript is spliced from 6 exons. Bases 245 to 1099 code for a protein of 284 amino acids. Lineage: Eukaryota; Metazoa; Chordata; Actinopteri; Perciformes; Serranidae. The record is from RefSeq and is a predicted model, not a curated record.
GGUGUGUGGACUGCUGUUUUGAAGCCUCGAGUUUGGCAUUUUGGCUGUCGCCAUCUUGGAUUUUUGCAACCAGACAUGCAAAUAUGUGGACAAGAGGGUGGAGCUGUGGAGGAGCAAGGGGUGGAUCCAUGCCAAACAAACAGACGCUGGGAAAACUUAGAGGACAGGAGCGAGGAGCGUGGAUUUCUUAUGAUCUCAAAGAGACUGGAGCCUCACGUGGCGAGUGAGGCCUCAUGGUCGGAGCAUGCCAUGUGCUAGAGCGGUGAGGCAGUGGGAGAUCAGGCCCACGUCUGCUCUGCGGGGGAUCAGACGCUCCAGGGCCCUGAUGUGGCAGCGGAUACGGGGACUGGUCCGGGCCUGCCGGCACGGUGUGGGAUACCCAGUGAACUACAAUGACCAGGCCCCAGAGGAACAGGAGAUGGUGUGCCUUGAGCCCAUGGGAUCAGAGCGGAUGGAGAUGCGAAAGAGGCAGAUGUCGGUGCAGCAGGAGUCGGCAGCGGGGGGAACUGCACCGGCCCAGCAGGGCCAGCCGGGCCAGGCCAACCCACGGGGCUCAAAUGCAUGUUGCUUCUGCUGGUGCUGCUGCUGUAGCUGUUCCUGGAAUGAAGACCGGGAUGAAAGGAACCGAAAGACUUCUUAUGACGUCAAAGAAGGGACCUCAGACUGUGAAGACUGCCCUAAGCCCACGCUGGAGGAGGUGCGCUCGUGGGGCCAGUCGUUUGAUAAGCUAAUGUGUUGCCCAGCGGGGAGGAACUCCUUCCGACAGUUUCUUCGCACCGAGUUCAGCGAGGAGAACAUGCUCUUCUGGUUAGCCUGUGAGGAGUUCAGCAAAGACACCAAUAAGAGCACGGUAGAGGAGAGGGCUCGAGUCAUCUACGAGGACUACAUCUCCAUCCUCUCGCCUAAAGAGGUGAGCCUUGACUCCCGUGUGCGUGAGGCGAUCAACAGGAACAUGCAGGAACCCACCUUGCACACGUUCGACGACGCCCAGCUGCAGAUCUACACACUAAUGCAAAGAGACUCGUAUCCCCGCUACAUGAACUCCCCAGCCUACAAAAACCUGCUCAACACUCUGUCAGAGCAGUCCCCCGAAUCUUAGGGUGGUGAUGACCUGUGAUAUUUUAACUCUCUUUAUCCCCCCCUUCCUAUUCCCUUUUUUAAAUUUUUUCUUUAUAUGUUCAGUGUAGGAUUACAUGAAACCGGGCCUCGAGCCUGGCCCCUCCCAGGGAUCUCAGCGCUAUUGUGAUCUGCACCUGACUGAAGACACUCAGGUCUAAAAAAAAAAAUCUCCCGAGGGCUCGACAUCACAAGUACUGCUACAGAUCAACAUAGCAAAACACUCCAAAGGAAUAUGAAUACAUUUUAUUUCUGUUUUCUUUCUUUUGAUAGAAAUAAUCUAUUUUAUUUGUGUUCAGAGUUUUUUAUGGUCCGUUGUUUUUUUGUAUGAUUGUUUGGGGGGAAAAUGAUUCCUACUGUAGACUAUAUAUAUUUAUGAGUUUGUAAAUAGUAAAAAUGGAAUUGUGGGUAUUUUAUGUAGAAACGCCUGGUUCUAUUUACUGCGUAUGAAAAUCAAAGCUCAAGUCAAAGGCUACGUGUUAGCUCUACUUGCAGGCAGCUUUGUGGGGUACUGUAUGAUUUUACCUUGGUUUCACCCUGUUUCGUUACCUAACCUCACACUUUGGUACCUGUGACAGCGACUUGGCAACUCCAGUUCGUGUAGAAACUGUGUGUGAUUGAAACUGCUCUAAGUGUGGUUAUCAGUGAAGUGACAGAAAGUGACAAUAGCUCUUGUCACGGUGUGCAAUUUGUUUCCGUAAGAAACUCAAAUCAAUGAUGAAAGGGUAUUUUAACUUUCUUUACUGAACCACAGAUGAUUGCCUAUUUAAGACUGAUUUUUAUUUUAUUUUAUUUAAGUGUGACUCAAUGCACACCUCAUAGGUUUAAUAUAGUUUUACCAGUGUGACAAAAGAACCUAAGUAAUUCUAUUUACCAGAUAAAGUAUUUUUUUUAUUUAUUGAUAUCUAUUGCCAAUACAGAAAAAACAAUAAGUACAAAUUAUAUUUAAGUCCUACGGUGGAUUAACUAUACUGUUUGGUCACUGUCAGAGACUGUCAGAAUUUGGGUUUAUUUUAUGGGUCAGUAAUUUCCUCAUAAUUUCUGAGAAUUUUUCAAAGUAAUUUGGCACUAAUUUUGUCAGGAAAUGAGAAUAUCCUUUGAAGAAUUGCCACAGUAAAACCCAAGUAAUUAUUCAUGCAUGAUUGGAAACUUAAAGGUGCCUUAUGUAACUCUGGAGAAAGACAGUUGAUUAUUUUGUUUCAUUCCCAGAUGGUUAAAUACAGUCAAUUUGGGUUGGUAACAGUAUUUAACUCCCUGGGAAUUUGACUUAACAAUCAAUUAUCUUUCGUCAGAGUUACAUACAGCACCUUUAAAGGAAUAGCAUGGCAUUCUGAGUAACAUGCCUAAUCACUUGCUAGAGUAAAGCCCAGCUCCGACCAAAGAUUCGCAACGAAACUAAACCGUUUUAGAACAUGGCAGAGUGCAGUUGCAGUUGUGUGAACUGGCCAUCUGAGCUGAUGGUGUCACCUGCAUCUUAGCUGGUCAAGUUGCCAGCAGCUGGUUUUAGAACGUAAGGCUUGUCGCCUGUUUCUACAGCCAGUUGGCUUGUAGUGAAGUCUGCUAGUCAAGUCAAAAUGACUGCAGAUGGCGUGAUCGCUUGCUGCUCCAUCCCUGCUGAGCCUGUUUCUGUCCUUAUGUGUGCCAGUGUCGGAUGGUGGGUCGCUGCUGCUGCUCGCCGUGUAUGCUUAUGCCCCCCCCCCCACACACACACAUUCUCGUUGAAUAACUAAUUUGCGCUGCUUACUUAUAUUAUUGUGGCGUAUUUAUUAUGAAUACAGUCCAUCUGAUGCUUGUUUUGUUAAUUUUUUUUGCCGUUCCAUCACUACUACAAAUACAGCUGUAGCCAGUAUCCCACUGUCACUAUCCUCAUUCAUAUUUUAAGAAGCUACAAAUUAUAUUCAGCCACAAAAUCAGCCUGAAAAGCUGGAAAUCAAAACAGUAGUACAGAGAGUUGUUGCAUAGAGAUGAUACACCUCAUCUAGUUGCAUUGGUGUGAACCAGCAGGUAUUGCAAGUAGUUGCAUGUUUCAACUCGUCUUGUCGCGAAUCUUUGGUCUGAACUGGACAUAAGAUGGAUGGAGUUAUACCUUUCUCAUAUCUGUUUGCCAAAUCUAAAGCUUGAUUUCGCACAAAGACUGGAAACAGGGGAAACUGCUAGUCUGGCUCUGUCUGAAGGUGACAGAUUCCACCUAUCAGCAGCUCUGAAGCUCGAUAUUUAACACGUCUUGUUUUUUUAAUCCUAGCUGUUUCCCUGUUUCUAGUCUUUAUGCUAAGCUAAGCUAAACGACUGCUGGUUGCAGCUUCAUACUUAUUGUACAGACAUGAAAGUGGAAUUCCAAUGAAAGCAAUUAGGCUCAUUUUCUAUUUAUUCAACUCAUGUGUUUGCCGGGAGACAAAUUGGGCAUUUUUCUCAUGUUUAGCUGAGAGUUUUUUCAAAUUAAUCAAUUAGAAGUGCAUCAAUUGUCACUAGUGUACCAAUAAUUAGUACUUUAAUACAUAUUUUUAGGAAACUUCUUGGAAAUUAACAGGAAAUUACUUAUAAAUUACAGACGGGUAAGAUAAAGCGUCAUCAAAAUUUGUGGGAUUUUUUUGACAGCAGGUGGAGUCAUCUGUGAUUUUCACCUAAAGGUCCAGUGUGUAGGCUUUAUGGGCAUCUAUCUGCAGAAAUGAUGUACAAUACUAAUAAUUGUUUCAAUUAAUUUAUGAUCACCUGAAAAUAAGAACCAGCAGGGUUAUUUGUUACCUUAAAAUGAGCCGUUAAUAUCUACAAAUGGAAGCAUAUCCUCUUCCACUGAGUCCACCACAUUGUACUACAGUAGCCCAGAACAGACAAACAAAACUGGCGGGAGAAGUUUCAGUUCUGCAACUUCACCGCUAUAUGAGAGUAAAUCCUACACACUAAACCUCUAAAAAAA